Cygnus atratus (black swan) is the source of this 3332-nucleotide messenger RNA. RefSeq names its product cyclin G2 (gene CCNG2). Bases 307 to 1329 code for a protein of 340 amino acids. Gene Ontology annotation, molecular function: cyclin-dependent protein serine/threonine kinase regulator activity. Gene Ontology annotation, cellular component: nucleus; cyclin-dependent protein kinase holoenzyme complex; cytoplasm. The record is from RefSeq and is a predicted model, not a curated record. The transcript is spliced from 7 exons. Gene Ontology annotation, biological process: regulation of cyclin-dependent protein serine/threonine kinase activity; mitotic cell cycle phase transition. Lineage: Eukaryota; Metazoa; Chordata; Aves; Anseriformes; Anatidae.
UCCAUUUUACUGUGGGGCGGCGGCGGAGCCGGUGGGGGGCGGUUCAGGAUGGUGGCGGUGCCGCGGGCAUCGCAGUGACUCGCUGCGGGGCUCGGGCGGCCCUGCCUGGAUGCGGGGCCCGCGGGGGAGCCGCCCCGCGUCCGAGCGCUGAGGGGAACCGGGCUGCCCGCCGCCGGGGGAAGCGAGCGGGGGGGGUGCCCGGCGCCCCCUCGGCAGCGCCUGAGGUGAGAGCUGGCAGCGGCCGGCUCCUCCCCUGCCUCCUUCCCUCCCUGAGGCGCCCCCCGGCUCCGGGGGUGGGGAGCGAAGAUGAGCAGCGAGGCGCUGCGGCUGUUCAAGCAGCUGAACCUGCAGCUGGAGCAGGAGGGGCGCUUCCAGCCCCGCGAGAAGGGGCUCAGCCUCAUCGAGAGCGCGGCCGAGAAUGAAAAUACUCUGUGCCCGAGACAAAGGAAUGCCAAGGUGGAAGAUCUCUGGAGUCUGACCAACUUUUUUGGUUUUUCAACUGAAACAUUUGUUUUGACUGUUAACAUUUUGGACAGAUUCCUGGCUCUUAUGAAGGUGAAACCGAAGCAUUUAUCCUGCAUUGGAGUUUGUUGUUUCCAACUGGCUGCCCGAGUAGUUGAAGAAGAAUGCAAUAUUCCAUCUGCUCAUGAGAUUAUCCGGAUCAGCCAAUGUAAAUGCACUGUGUCCGACCUGAAACGGAUGGAAAAGAUAAUUUCAGAAAAGUUGCACUUUGAAUUUAAAGCUACUACUGCCUUAACUUUCUUGCACUUGUACCAUACUAUUGUACUCUGUCAUACCUCAGAAAGGAAAGAAGUAUUGAAUCUCGACAAAUUGGAAGCACAACUAAAAGCUUGCAACUGUCGUCUAGUCUUCUCUAAAGCAAAACCAUCUGUCUUGGCCUUGUGCCUUCUCACUCUUGAAGUUCAGACUUUGAAAUCUGUUGAGCUGUUUGAGAUACUUCUGCGUGUUCAAAAGCAUUCAAAGAUAAGUGAUAGUGAGCUCCUUUACUGGAGGGAACUGGUCUCGAAAUGCCUGGCAGAUUAUUCUUCUCCUGAAUGUUGCAAGCCUGAUCAUAAAAAGCUAGUUUGGAUCGUUUCAAGACGGACAGCCCAGAAUUUACAGAACAGUUACUACAGCGUUCCUGAGUUGCCAACAAUACCAGAGGGUGGCUGUUUCAAUGAAAGCGAAAGUGAAGACUCCUGUGAAGAUAUGAGCAGCGGAGAAGAAAGCCUUAGCAGUUCUCCUCCCAGUGAUCUGGAAGGCACCUUCUUCUUCAAACUCAAAACUAAAACAAAAUGGCAAACUCUUAACUCUCAGUCUUCGCGUUAAGUCUUGAUUGUAGUAGGUUAAGAUUUUUUAAUGCACCAUAGUCUCGGCAAUAAUAAGAGGAGGUGGUAUUCUGUAAGCCGUCUGUGUUAAGGCAAGAGUUGCUGUGGUACAACAACGCUUUGAAUGCCUGCCUUGUUUUUGCUUUUCUAACUUUUAAGGAAAAAAACCAACUCCCAUUCAGGUCCCAGUUCAGCCAAAAGUUGAUGUAUGGUUUUGAUGUCAAUGCAGAUAAAUGCAGUCCUGUACCUGGUGGCCCCGAUGCUUAGCAGCUAAACAUAAGCAGCGGUGUUCCCUGACAGCAUACUGGGCUGCCUGAACAGGCUGAGGGUUGAGGGAAAUAGGCUUGUUUUUCUUCCCUUUACUUGACAUUUGUUCUUGCCUGGAACAAUGCUCAGUUUUGGGCCAGCUUGUUCAAGUCUGACACAUAGCUGCCAAGAUGGUCAGGGGGUCUGGGGUAUGGGGCCUGUGAGGAAAGGCUGGGGGAAAUGGGGUUACUCAGCUUGGCACAGAGGGUUUUGAGGGGGAGUAGGGUUGAACAGCAGCCUUUCAGUAUGUGAGAGAAGGUUGCUGAGAUGAUUAUUUCAUGGCCUUGACUGAAAUUCAUGGAGUAAGAAUGAGCCAUGUCAUAUAAGUUGAAAUGGGAGGUUUUCCAUUAAAGUAAUGGAAGACUUGGGCUCCAUGGGGGACAGUUGAGCAUGGGAAUGGACUAAGAGGGGCUGCACGAUCUUUGUCCUAAGAGGUUCUCAGGCUUCAGUGUGACAAAACCCUGAGCAGCUUCUCUGAACUCAGUGUUGGUGCUGCUCUGGGCAGGGGCUUGGCACAGAGUCCUCCUGUGAGAGCCCCUCUGCUCUGCAGCGUUUUGUGAUGAGAUCAAAUUGGCUGAGUGGGUUAAGUGGCAUGAUGUGCACACAGUACCAUGCUGAAGUGAUGAUUUACUGUGAAAUGGGCCUUCUUAAUACUGAAACUGCUUUAACACUUCAUGUGCUGGGCUACUUUUCAGCAGUUUUUUCAAGCAGUUUUUAUUUGAAGCUUAGUUUUUCAUACACUUGAGGAAUCCCUGUUUCAAAUUAGGAGUAUGCAUGGUAAGAGAUUUCUAGUCAAUACGAGCUUUUACUAAAAGUGGUAGCAUAAAGUGUGACAGGGCUUACUUUUAUAUUUUUCUUUAAUACAGAUGAGCUUACACUGAAACUCAUGAUGUAUGCUUCAGUGUGUUUAAAAUCUUAGUGUUAACAUGUAAGUCCAUAUUGUUAGCCUAGGCUUAUUGACACGGUAAAUCUUGAAGUCUACAUUCCUUUGAAUAUUUAACCCUUGUAGUUGAUUUCAGUAUAUUCAUGUUAUUGAUUGAGUCAUAAUCAGACUUGUUUGCAUGCUUAUGUAAAGCAGUUAGUGCGGGAAACGAUAUUAUGCAGUAAUAUCAGGUAAAUGUGAUGUUGAUGAAGUAGUUAAUGUAAUGGUUUUUCCUGAACUUUGUAACGAAGCACAUGAACUGAAGUAUGCUUGCAUUCCCCUGUACUGAGAGUAUGGCAGGUAGCAAGCGGAAUUAACUCAGAAUAACGGUGUGAAGCGUGGUGGUGCCAAAGUAGAAAUGAAGGAGCAAAGAAGCUAGAGGCCGUUUUGUAGGUGGAAGAGUCAUUUUAGAAUAUGAGCAGUGCUGUAAGUUCAUAACUGUUACAUGAUUGCAGUUUUAUAAAAAUACAAAAAGUUUACAAAAAAUGUAAAUAAAAAUGUAAAUUAAAAAUGUACAGAAAAAAAUUUAAAACAAAAAAAUGAGCAGAAAAUACUGUAUUUUUUUACCUUGUAACUUUUGUAGGUAUGUUGCAUGUAGAUAUUAAUUUAUUGUGUACUCUGUAUGAUACGAACCCUGUACACUAGAAGACUUCUUACUGCAAGUCAGCACCUGGAAGCUCACUUUGGAAAUACCGAGUACCUUGGUUGCAAGUAAUGAACCUACUGCAUCCUGUUUCAGUUGAGAACAAAAAUAAACCAAUUGCUGUAUUUGCUAA